CCAAAAUGAGAUAACGUCAAGCUAUACCAUGACAAACAUUUCAGUAAAGCUUCAGCUUCACGAUGAAUUCAGAAGACAGUAUUUAACAUGAGCAUUUGGGAGCGUGUACGUCUUCGAGUUGAAACUAUACAGAAUCUUGAUGAAGUAAAAAUGGUAGAUGAUCGAACACUUUCAACUCAUAUCUUAGACACAUCCAAGGGACUAGCAGCCGCAAAUGUACCCAUUACAAUUUUUCGACUUGAAAAUGAUUCAUGGAUUAAACUAAGUCAAUCGGAGACAGAUAAUGAUGGCAGAGUAUCAAAACUCUUAACACUGGACCAAUUUCAAAGUGGCAUUUUUAAGUUAAGUUUUGAUGUUCGCAAAUAUUUUGAAGCCAACCAAGUCAAGAGUUUUUAUCCUUUGAUUGAAGUUGUUGUUGAAUGUGAACGUGGGCAACAUUAUCAUGUGCCAUUGCUCUUAAAUCCCUUUGGGUAUUCUACUUAUCGUGGAACGUAAAAGAUUAAAAUGAUUUAAAAAUGAUUGUUGUACAAUUGUUGUCUAUGAAUUAAAAAUAUUAAAAAGAUGUAGGUGUAUUAUCUCUU
Messenger RNA from Episyrphus balteatus (marmalade hoverfly), 581 nucleotides. RefSeq names its product 5-hydroxyisourate hydrolase. The coding region runs from base 88 to 495 and encodes 135 amino acids. Gene Ontology annotation, molecular function: hydroxyisourate hydrolase activity. The record is from RefSeq and is a predicted model, not a curated record. Gene Ontology annotation, biological process: purine nucleobase metabolic process. The transcript is spliced from 2 exons. NCBI's taxonomy places the organism in Eukaryota, Metazoa, Arthropoda, Insecta, Diptera, Syrphidae.